AGCACGUGUUUCUUGAUUUCUGACCUGGUGUUCUAGAGUGUAUGGUGUCUUAUAUAGGGAACAGUGAGAAAGGACCUUCACUCCUCUCCCUGUGUCUUAUAUAGGGAACAGUGAGAAAGGACCUUCACUCCUCUCCCUGUGGUUCAGUGGCUGAUGUCUCUUCUUAUUUUUUUUCUUCUCCCUCGUCACUCGGUCAAGAAAACAGAACUGUCCCCUUUACAAGAUAAAACCCCUCUGCUUUGGUCUGUAUGACAUCAAAUCGCUCCACUCCCUCCCUUAUCCACUCUUUAAAUUCCCUUAUACUCUUUACCCAAUCUUAAUAACCCUAGGAACACUUCAGCAAUAUAAUAUCUUAAGAGUCUUCUGUGGAAUCAACUCAGACAGGUUUGAAUUACUUGAAUCGCGCUGACACACCUUCUCCUCACACUCCGUCUCUUAAACGUCCUUUAAAUUCCCCUAUACUCUUUACCCAAGCUUAUUAACCACACAGAUACUUUCUUACUACAAUAUCUUAAGUCAUACGUAAUCAUAUCAGAGGCUGGAAUUUUUUGAAUUUCGCGCGAAAACAUCCGCUCUUCACACCAUCUAAAUUGUGUUAUACUCCUUAUCCAAGCCUACUAACCCUAGGAACACUUCAGAACUACAAUAUCUUAAUAGUAUAGUGCGGAAUGAUGCCUUUACACGCUUCAGUUACGCUCUAAUAAACUCCUUUCAAUAGCGAGAAAAUAUGAGCUGUCAAGUGAAUGGCAUCCACCAUCACCAUGACAACGGGUCGUGAACAGCCAAUCCCAGCUCGCCAUUUCAUCCGGGACCUCAAGAUGGCCACACUGAUACAAUAUAGUUUAAUUUCCAGCCAAGAUGAGAGUUAACCGAGACAUAUAUGGUGGAUAAAAAGCUCUUAAAAAUAUGGGUGUUCCGAGGAAAGUAUACCACUAGGGAAUGUGGGUUACAUUAGUAAUGGAGGAAUAUUUUGAGAGCAGACGAAACUAAAGGUACAGUUACUAGUUAGUGUUUUUGUGUGUUUGUUUAUGUGUGUGUCGUGGAGGAGUGAUCUGUGCCUGACCAUGUGGCUGUAUAAUGAACCAGGCUGUUGCCACGGUGACGGUGGUGGUGGGCAUGAUACAGAUGCGGGAGGUGGAGUUUGUGCCCGAUAGAGACAUGCAGCUGGACAAAUUGUGUUGGUCAUUGGUCAGACUGGAGUUUACAUGUGUACCUCCUUCACCAUCAUUGGUGGACACUUCACCAUGAGUGAUGCUUGAGCUGUCACGGUGCUGCUGCUGCUGUCUGCCAUCAUCACCCUGACACAGACCACCCUGCAGACCACCUUCAUCCUGGGUGCCACACGUCACUGCUGCUACAACUCAGAGCAACUGGAGCGCAAGCCAGGAAGGGAGAUGGAUGCUUGAGCUGUCAUGGUGCUGCUGCUGUUGUCUGCCAUCAUCCCCCUGACACAGACCACCCUGCAGACCACCUUCAUCCUGGGUGCCACACGUCACUGCUGCUACAACUCAGAGCAACUGGAGCGCAAGCCAGGAAGGGAGAUGGUUACCUUCUUGUUGAUGUGCAAUCUUGCUAUGUGGGCGAUGAACACCUCUGAGACAUCACGAGCAGAUGCCCAUUCCAGCACAGCUCAACUUGUAUGGAAUCUGGACCUGGACCAUCAUAUCAAUGCCACUGCCUUUGAUAUGUGUUUGAUAUGGCUUCUAUUGCUUUCAAGUGACCAUCUGCCUCUGUGAAAUAUGGAAGAUCUUACAAGCUCAAGCAUGAGUAUUAAGCAAGUUAUAGGAAUGCUAGUAUGAGUGUGGUGUGUCUGAAUUAGCUGUCAGAGUAUUGUAAAUAUUAUUACUUAGUCUUCCCAGUUAUGAAAUUAAGAACAGUUGUGAAGUUUGCUUUAAAACCCUUCAUUAACUUUGCCACAAAACACUUUUACAUGUUAUCAAAAGUGUGUAACUGUUAUGAUGUGUGCUAUAUAUAUCAUUACUACAGAAGAAUCUGGAAUUUCCCCUCAGAUUACUUUAAUGAAUGAAGCUUGAGUUCACAGAUGUGUGGUUUGUC
Scylla paramamosain (green mud crab) is the source of this 2055-nucleotide messenger RNA. RefSeq names its product proton channel OtopLc-like. NCBI's taxonomy places the organism in Eukaryota, Metazoa, Arthropoda, Malacostraca, Decapoda, Portunidae. Gene Ontology annotation, cellular component: membrane. The coding region runs from base 1413 to 1736 and encodes 107 amino acids. Gene Ontology annotation, biological process: proton transmembrane transport. The record is from RefSeq and is a predicted model, not a curated record. Gene Ontology annotation, molecular function: proton channel activity. The transcript is spliced from 5 exons.